This is a messenger RNA of Cuscuta campestris, 2231 nucleotides long. NCBI's taxonomy places the organism in Eukaryota, Viridiplantae, Streptophyta, Magnoliopsida, Solanales, Convolvulaceae. The record is from the annotation of a GenBank genome assembly.
GUCCAUCACUUCCUCAAUCGCAGAUUUGCGUACCAGGCUUCCAGCGCCGUCCAACACUUCCGAGUUCCGAGAAACCAAUUCGCGUUACGGCGCCGUCCAACACUUCCGAGAAACCAAUUCGAGUUACGGCAGAUUUGCAGACGCAGUCCAACAGAUUACUUCAAGCGCCGUCGCUUAGGAAUUUUCCAAACGCAGACACAGAUUACUUCGGCCUAUUGAAUUCGCAGACGCAGUCCAACUGAUUACUUCGGCCUAUUGGUUUCUUCUUCAAGCGCAAUCUGCCUAUUAACCUUAGUAUUCAAGCGCCGUCCAACACUUCCGAGAAACCAAUUCGGCCUAUUGGUUUCUUCUUCAAGCACAGAAGUUAGUGACGAGAAUCUUCAAUUUUUCUCCAAGAUUGAAGCAUCUAACCCAAGAAGUGGCCUCGUGGUUUGUUGCUAUAUGGUCCACCUGGUACUGGUAAGACAAGUUUGGUUCGAGCUGUUGUUCAAGAAUGUGGAGCGCAUUUGACUGUUGUUAGCCCACACAGUGUUCACAGUGCAUAUGCUGGAGAAAGCGAGAAAAUUUUGCGGGAAACAUUUGCAAAAGCAUCAUCUCAAGCAAAGCUUGGGAAACCAUCAGUUAUCUUCAUAGAUGAAAUUGAUGUGCUUUGCCCUCGUCGUGUUUCUAGAAGGGAACAAGAUGUUCGUAUAGCGUCUCAACUAUUUAUGUUGAUGGACUCCAAUAAGUCAUUUUCAGCAUCUGGAGUACAUGUAGUAGUUGUAGCAGCAACUAAUAGAGUGGAUUCAAUCGAUCCGGCUCUGAGAAGGUCUGGGCGUUUUGAUGCUGAGAUUGAAGUCACAACCCCUAAUGAAGAUGAACGCUUUCAUAUCCUCAAUCUUUACACAAAGAAGCUUCCAUUGGAACCCAAUGUUGACCUGCGGACGAUUGCCGCUUCUUGCAAUGGUUAUGUUGGUGCAGAUUUGGAAGCUUUAUGCCGCGAAGCUUUUAUGUCUGCAUUUAGGCAAUCGUCAAAAUCAAAUCAAAUAGAUGGCUCUUGGAACAUAACAAUGGAUGACUGGAGGCAUGCUAGGUCUGUUGUUGGUCCUAGUAUAACAAGAGGUGUAGUUGUGGAAGUUCCAAAGGUUUCAUGGGAGGAUAUUGGAGGACUUAAAGACAUAAAGAAAAAGAUCCAACAAGCUGUUGAGUGGCCAUUAAGGCAUUCUGAAGCAUUUGCUCGGUUGGGAGUAUCACCUCUUUGUGGGAUCCUUCUUCAUGGACCUCCGGGGUGCUCUAAAACAACACUUGUAAAAGCUGCUGCUCAUGCUGCACAGGCUUCCUUUUUUUCCUUGAGUGGGGCAGAGUUGUAUUCGAUGUAUGUCGGUGAAGGCGAGGCUUUGUUACGCAAUACAUUUUGAAGAGCUCGACUUGCGGCACCAAGCAUAAUUUUCUUUGAUGAAGCAGAUGUUGUCGCUGCCAAACGUGGGGGAAGUUCUAGUGGAAGUAGUGUUGUUGGGGAGAGACUUCUGUCUACUCUUCUGACUGAGAUGGAUGGCCUGGAGCAAAUUAAGGGGAUUCUUGUUUUGGCUGCAACAAAUCGCCCUCAGGCAAUUGAUGCUGCACUUAUGCGACCAGGACGUUUUGACCUGGUUCUUUAUGUGCCACCGCCAGAUUUGGAAGCUCGGUAUGAGAUCCUCCGUGUGCAUACACGGGGCAUGAAACUAGAUGCCUGCGUCGAUCUCAGACAACUAGCUGAAAGCACAGACCUCUUCACAGGGGCAGAAUUGGAAGGAUUGUGCAGAGAAGCCGGAAUCGUGGCUUUAAGAGAAGACAUUUCAGCGACAGUUGUGUGCGUUCGACACUUCCAAACGGUCCUGCAGUCCCUAACGCUGGCGCUCACUUGGGAAGUCAUUGAAUCGUAUUCCUCCUUUACGAAGAAGAAGUGAAGAGCCCCCUCUGUUCGGAGCAUUUAACUUAAGAGUAAGCUCUUCAGGAAAGCUUUUGGCAAGUUAUUAGUUGUGCUUAGAGCUCAAAAUAAGCUCUUAAGUUGUUGGUUGUAAUGUUUUUUGGAAAUUAGAUGGUCAUUAUAGUUAUUUAUCUCCGAAAAUAUUCUCUGUCCCUAUUCCAUUCUUUAUAGUUACUCUACUAUUCGUGGGGUUCAUAUGGAGUGAUUGCUUACACCAUUACACGGCUUCAAAGUCUACAUUAAAAUGUGUACCUUCUUAUAUUUUUCAUAAACUUGCAUGUGAAUA